Molecule: messenger RNA, 1939 nt
Organism: Pungitius pungitius (ninespine stickleback)
Lineage: Eukaryota; Metazoa; Chordata; Actinopteri; Perciformes; Gasterosteidae
Exons: 5
Coding region: 69-1241 (390 amino acids)
Molecular function (GO): protein binding
Source: RefSeq, a predicted model, not a curated record
CGUCAUACUGAGAGUCUGUGUGAGUUCGCCGGUGUGGACAGCAACUUUGUGGCUUUUACCGUAACCAUAUGCAGACAAGCAUGCAGGAGAAAAUAAUAGAUUCUUCCCACUCAUACUCAGAAGAGAACAUCUCACCAGCCGUCUCUAUGGCUCUCAAGCGCCGCGCUGUGUUGCUGCUGCUGUGUGUUUUCCACUCAGCCUCCGCGAGUGUCGUAGCUGACUUGGACAUGGACUACGGUGGAGUUCCUGUGCGGAUCAACCGUCUGCUUGGUGAGCCCAGUGUGACAAGCCUGCAGGAACGGAUGGACGCAGCCUGGUUCCGAGCCAACAACCCCCAGGCCUGCCCUCUGCAGUGUGACUGCCCCGUCCAAUGGCCCACGGCGCUCUACUGUGACCACAGAGGCCUGGCGGACAUCCCUGACAGCCUGCCCAACAGAACUCAAUACCUUUUUCUUCAGGCCAACAACAUCUCGUCCUUGUCCUCCUCUUUUCUGACCAAACGUACUGCUCUACGCUGGCUCAUCCUGGACCACAAUCAGCUGCAGGACCUGGUCCCGCUGCAGACCCAGGCCCAGAUGUACUACUUUUUUGCCAACCACAACCACCUGCGAUUGGUGCCAAGCACUCUACCCGCUGGACUCAAGGAGCUGCGACUGGCCCACAACCAAAUCAGCAGCAUUAGUCCUGAAGCUUUCCAGAACCUGCAGAACUUGACACUGUUGCUGCUGCAGGGAAACAGACUGCAAACCAUCGUGGAGGGAGACCUCAAAGGUCUUUUCAGUCUGUACCUGCUGGACCUAAGUGGGAAUUUGUUCUCGGCUGUCCCCAGGCAUUUACCCUCUUCUGUCCAGCAGCUCUAUAUGUCCAAUAACACUCUCCUCGGGCUGGAGGAAGACAGUUUAGGGGGAUUUCUCAACCUCAAGUAUCUUCGGCUAAGUCGCUGUGGUCUUGAGAGCAGCAACGUCCACCAGCAAGUCUUCAACUUCACCAGCUUGGUGGAACUGGACCUUUCUUAUAACAAACUCCAAACCAUUCCCACAGUCGCCACCGCUCUGCAGUACCUCUACCUGGAGGCCAAUGAAAUACAAGAUUUCAAUGUGAACAGUUUCUGCAGACAUUGGGGGCCUCUGUCCUACUCCAAGAUGAAGAUCUUACGAUUGGAGGGAAACCGAUUAUCAUACCAACAGCUGCCAUCCAACUGGGUCUUUUGCCUGCGGGUGCUUGAAAGCAUUUAUAUUUGAUCCACUUCUUGAAUAUGCAACAUGAAAACAAUGAUUUCUGUCGCCAAGUGACAACUUGUCAAACAACUCAGCGUACAGCUACAGCUUUAAGAAUGAAUUAUGUCUUGAAUAUGUAGAAACACACCCAGGCACUCAAGGGCAAACCCACCUUCAUUCCAUUUUGAACAUCAUUUUAUUACAAAAAGAACUGUGACAAAGCCUCUCUGAUGUGCUUCGGUUAAACUGAGCUAUGCUAUGAAAGGCAAAAUUAAGUAGCUUUAGUCAACAAACACGCUGAUCCUCACAUUGAAUAUAAAGAAAAUGUUCUCACAAAGCAAUUGAAAAUUCGGCAAUUUAAAAAAGCCCUUUUCGCUAAAUAUUGGUAAAUUAAAACUUUGAUUUGAAAGUUUAUAGUAUUGUCAUAAAAGGCAAAAUUGGUUUCCACAAUUGUUUUGACUGUAUAUUCCCCCACGUUACCUGCUGACGUGCACACUUCCCUUGCACUCAUUGCGCUUCCUCGGAGUCUUCCACAAGCUGCUUGGCAGCUGUGAGUAGCAACAAUAGCCACGUUGGUUGUUACCACUCAUGCCAAGUUCAGAGAAAUUGGAAAGACGAAAUACUCAAGGGACAGAUCCCUCUUCAAGCUGCAGACGUUUCUGUCAUGGACCACUUGACAUUUAACAUUUAACUUCCUGUUGCAAUAAAGAACCCUGGAGGAC